UCAUUUUCCCCUUGAAAACCCGCCAUGUGGGGUUUCACAUUCUGAACCUCAUCGACCAAUUCACGCUGUUCAUCAAUCUUACUUCAUGGCAAAGCGAAACUGCGUCCUUGUUCUCUCAUCGGAUGAAGAAGAAGACUGUUCCAAAACUCGUUCAUUCACUUCGGCCCGCAAAAACCCCAAAUCAACCUCCAUUUCAACGGCUUCCAGAGGAAGAAAGAAGGCCCGUGUUUCCAGUUCUGCCCCUCGGUCUAACCUUUAUGAGAUAAACUUAUUUGAUGAUGACUUCAAUCAAGUGUUUACUGGGUCAAAGUGGUGCCUUUUCAACUCUGUAUGCAUCAGGUACUCAAAAGAGCAAUUCAGAGGAACUUUGGGUUGAUAAAUACAAGCCCAAUUUGCUCAAAGAACUUGCUGUUCACAAGAAAAAGGUUGAAGAAGUUAAGAUGUGGUUUGAAGAAAGGUUGAAACCUUCAAAGGAUGUCUACAGAAAUAAUGUUCUUGUCGUCAGUGGGCAGGCAGGAGUUGGAAAAUCUGUUGCUAUUCACGUAAUUGCGUCUCAUCUGGGUGCAGUGGUAUGCGGAUGGAACACACCUACGCCUGUAAUUUGGCAAGAGCAUCUUUAUAACUCUGGAACAGAGACAAAAUACACUUCCAAGUUGGAUGAAUUUGUAAGUUUUGUUGAGAGAAUACGGAAAUAUGGAUUAAUACCUUCUUCCUUUAAUGGGGAGUCAAAGCCUUCCAUCAUAUUUUUAAUAGAUGAUCUUCCAAUGAUGCAUAGUAAAGCUGCUUUUGGAAGACUUAGAGAUUGCUUGCACCUUUUGGUACACACAACUCAGAUACCCACAGCCAUAUUGGUAACGGAUUAUGGCAAUGCUGAUUCAGCAGAUUAUAAUGCUCGAUCCGUGGAAGAACUGAAGACAUCUCUAGAAAGCUCUGGGGCUUGUAAGGUCGCAUUCAAUCCAAUUACAGUUAAUUCUAUUAAGAAGAUACUUUUUAGAAUAUGUCAAAUGGAGCAGUGUGAUGUGACUGCUGACCAUGUUGAUCUAAUAGCAAAAGCAAGUGGAGGUGACAUCAGACAUGCAAUUACUUCUUUACAGUUUUUCUGUCUGAAACCGAAUCAAGUGCAUUCUUUGUCUCUAUCUACUCACAGUCCCCAUGCAUUUAAAGAUGAAAGUAAUAAACCUGUUGAAUCAGAUGAUGGAUCUUCCUUGUACUUUGGCAGAGAUGAGACACUAUCUUUGUUUCACGCCUUAGGGAAAUUUUUGCACAAUAAGAGAGAGACUGGAGUUGCAUUAGAAUAUGACCGAAAUGACUUUUUCAUACAAGAAAGGUUUUCAAGGUUACCUUUAAAAAUGGAUGUCCCAGAGAAGAUUCUUUGUCAAGCCCAUGUGCAACCUGGUCCAGUUGCUGAUUUUCUGCAUGAAAAUGUUCUAGAUUUUUUGGAUGAUGAGGCAGUAGAAGAUGCGUGGCUUUUGUCUUCAUAUCUAGGUGAUGCUGACAUUCUUCUUGCCAAACUUCGGGGAAUGCUAUCUAGUUAUAAUGAGGCAGAGAGUAUUUUACAGUCAGCUGCUGCAUCAAUUGCCGUUCGUGGGGUGCUAUUUGGAAAUUCUCGUCCACUUUCCUCCAGGUGGCAUGCAAUCCGUCGGCCAAAGCUUUGGCAGGUUGAGAAAGAAUCAUCAUACCACAAGAAUGAGAUGUUUAGGCAGAGAGUCCCUGCUUGUAAUCAGUUGAGUUCUUAUCAUAUGUCAAUUAUGGCCACAGAAUACAUGCCUAUGUUUAAAUUGCUUGGAAAUAGGGUUGGUAGUGGAUACAAUGAACUAGAUCAGGAAUCAGUGCAGAACUUGGAUACAGAAAAUUUUGAAAUUAACAAAAUGAGUAUAGAUGAUGAAGCAAUGGAGAUCUCUGAUGAUGACAUAGAAGAUUGGUAGGCGUGUAACAUGUAAUGCAAGAGGUUGUGUAGUUUGCAGACCUUCCUUUGAUGUUUGUAAUUUCUAUUAGACAGUUAUGUUCUCAUUGUGUGUCCAGUGUUGAUUAAGGCUGAAUCAUCUUAGGGAAUGACAAGUUUUUUGUGAAUAUAGGAGUUUUUCUGAUGUAUGCUUGAUUACAAGCCAAUUGUAACUGUGCUCUCAGAUCUUGGUGGAAUUGUGGGUUUGGGAUACAAGUGCUUAAUGAUAAUGUAUCACUGUAAAUACCAACUUUGUUACUUGCGAAUCUUAUAUGAGUUCAAGUAACAUCGUUUAUGUGUGCAUUGGUAAUGUAGUGGUGGAUCAGUCUCUUUUGGUUUUUAUUU
Cicer arietinum (chickpea) is the source of this 2287-nucleotide messenger RNA. Its product is annotated as cell cycle checkpoint protein RAD17. Gene Ontology annotation, biological process: mitotic DNA replication checkpoint signaling; DNA damage checkpoint signaling; DNA repair. Lineage: Eukaryota; Viridiplantae; Streptophyta; Magnoliopsida; Fabales; Fabaceae. The record is from RefSeq and is a predicted model, not a curated record. Gene Ontology annotation, molecular function: DNA clamp loader activity; chromatin binding.